UAAUACUGUCUAUGUCAUAGGGGUUUUCUUUGAGCAUUAAAUAAUAAAUUAUCACGUGUGACAUACUUAAUGCAGUGCAUGGCACAUAGCAAACAGAUGAGUGGUAAUGAGUGUGUGUGUGCCAUGUUUCACUUCUUCAGGCUGUUGAAUGCUGGCAUAUAGAUCUGAAACCCCGAAGUCUCCGGUCUUCCAAUUGAGAGCCAUUGACUGGUCUAAACGGGUUUGAUCCAUGGUUUCCAGAAUAGUGCUUCUUCCUGAUGCUAUUCUAAAUAACAUCUGUACUUUUUUCUCUUUUGCAAUCAGUGAUGAACAUGACUAUCUAAUACACUAGCUUUGAUACUUUGUCAUUCCAACAAGUCUGGGCACCCCGUGAAAUAAAGACUUGAUCUUAAUAUUUCCUUGGGCUUCUGAUCUCCUCUGGGGAAAGCAGAUGGGAUAUUUGGUGCCUGUCCUACUGAAAGAAAGGAGUAUUUUCCUUCUUUUAAAAGAUAAAAUCUAAUUUCGUGCUUAAGAUAAAUACAUUUUGUUUUGUUUUGCUCGUUGGGGCAAUAAAAAGUAGCCUGUCUUCAUCCUUCCUCCUUUGUGGAUGAACUGAAAUUUGGCUUUGGCCUCAUUCAUGGGAGUGUCCAUUAACCAAAUGCCUCAUUUCCACCCUCCCCAAACCUGUGAUCAAGGAUCACGUGUGGGUCCAGGGCAUCCGAUCUAAUGAGCACAACUGGGACUAGGAUUCCCUUUUGGAAGAAGCCCAGCCCUGCACUGGCCUCGGUGGAGAGUGAAUGUAUUUACCGUCAUAAAGGUGCUCUGCAGUGAACACAGGAGCAAGCCAGCAGCUCUUACUACUGAGAAAUUAAGAAAUUAUUGUUCCUUUGUUAUCACAUCAAACUUCUGUAACUGGUCUGCUAAUAUUUUUAAACGUUUAAAUUGUAAUAAUAAUAACAACAACAAAAAAAACUUGUAUGAAAGCUCAGAUUUACUCUUGUAUCCCAAAAGUCCAUCUGUAUCGGUCACAGUCAGCUCUAGUCAAAUAUUGACUUUACUAUUUAUCCUUUCAGCAUGGAGCCAAAACGUGUACUCAGAAGCACCUCGGAGUUCAUCUCUUCCCACAGGCCCUGCAGGAUUAUGGCUGACAAGACCCAGGAGGCUGGUGGCAUCCACUUCCCGUUUCCCUUCACACCAUAUGCCAUCCAGAAAGACUUCAUGGCAGCGCUGUACCAGGUGCUGGAGGCUGGCAAGAUUGGGAUAUUUGAGAGUCCAACCGGCACCGGAAAAUCCCUAAGUCUCAUCUGUGGGGCCCUCUCCUGGCUCCGCGACUUUGAACAGAAGAAACGCCAAGAGGAGGAGCGUCUGCUGGGGGCUGGAGCCCCCGCCUCGAACGAGGGGCUGGCCCCAGCCCCGGGUCUCCCACCCUCCUGCCAGGGGAGCCCAGGCACCCCAGAGGCCACCGGAGAGCCCGACUGGAUCACUCAGUUUGUGCAGAAGAAGGAAGAAAGGGACUUGGUGGACCGAUUGAAGGAGGAGCAGGUCCGGAGGAAGAAGCGAGAAGAGCGCCUGCAGCAGAUCCGUCACAACGGGAAGCUCCGGUUCUUGGCCAAGCGCAUGAGACAGGAAGAUGAGGAAACAGAGCGUCUGCUCCGGGUCAGCAGUGAGAUGCUGGCCACAGGCACAGAGCCCGAGCAGGUGGCCUCUGGGGAGGAGGAGCUGGUCCUCGCAGAGUAUGAGAGUGACGAGGAGAAAGGAGUGCCCAGUGGAGUGGACGUGGAUGAGGAUGACCUGGAUGAAGAACACGUAACGAAGAUUUACUACUGCAGCCGGACGCACUCCCAGCUGGCCCAGUUCGUGCACGAGGUGCAGAAGAGCCCCUUCGGCCAGGACACCCGGCUGGUCUCCCUGGGCUCUCGGCAGAACCUGUGUGUCAAUGGGGAUGUGAGGAAGCUGGGUUCGGUGCAGCUGAUCAAUGACCGCUGUGUGGAGAUGCAGAGAAGCAAGCAUGAGAAGAAAAGCAUCACCGAGGAAGACGAGCCCAGGAAGAGGAGGCGGAGGCAGGAGCCAAGGGCCACCUGCCCCUUCUACAGCCACGAGCGGCUGCAGCUCCUCCGGGACGAGGUCCUGGCGGGGGUGAAGGACGUCGAGCAGUUAGUGGCCCUGGGCGAGGAGGCUCAGGCCUGUCCCUACUACGGGGGCCGGUUCGCCAUUCCCGCAGCCCAGCUGGUGGUGCUCCCCUAUCAGAUGCUGCUGCACGCGCCCACCCGCCAGGCGGCGGGGAUCCGACUGCAGGGCCAGGUGGUGGUCAUCGACGAGGCCCACAACCUCAUCGACACCAUCACCAGCAUCCACAGCGUGGAGGUCAGAGGUUCCCAGCUCUGCCAGGCCCACAACCAGCUGCUCCAGUACACGGAACGAUAUGGGAAGCGCCUGAAGGCCAAGAACCUGAUGUACAUCAAGCAGCUCCUGUACCUGCUGGAGAAGUUCGUGGCUGUGCUGGGCGGGAACAUUAAGCAAAAUCCCAACAUGCAGAGCCUCUCGCAGGCAGGGACAGAGCUGAAGACCAUCAACGACUUCCUCUUCCAGAGCGAGAUCGACAACAUCAACCUGUUCAAGGUGCGGCGCUACUGUGAGAAGAGCAAGAUCAGCAGAAAGCUCCUUGGCUUCACAGAGAGGUACGGGGCAGUCCUGUUGCCCUCUGUGGAGCAGCCCAAACUGUCCGGCUUCCAGGACUUCCUGCAGAGCCUGCGGCCCGGGGCGACAGCCGCCCCUGCCGCCCCUGCGGAGGCCGGGGAGGACCGGUCACCGCGGCCUACUUCCCCACUGAUGCACGUCGAAGGCUUCCUCGAGGCUCUCACCACCGCCAACCAGGACGGCCGGGUCAUCCUGAGCCGCCAAGGCAGCCUCAGCCAGAGCAGCCUCAAAUUCCUGCUCCUGAACCCAGCUGUGCACUUCGCCCAGGUGGUGAAGGAAUGCCGAGCGGUGGUCAUUGCGGGGGGCACCAUGCAGCCGGUGUCCGACUUCCGGGAGCAGCUGCUGGCUGGUGCCGGGGUGGAAGCGGAGCGCGUGGUGGAGUUCUCCUGUGGUCACGUGAUCCCUCCAGAUCACAUCCUGCCCCUCAUCAUCUGCAGCGGGCCUUCCAACCAGACGCUGGACUUCACGUAUCAGAAGAGGGGGCUGCCUCAGAUGAUGGACGAGACGGGCCGCAUUCUCUGUAACCUGUGCAACGUGGUGCCGGGAGGGGUGGUCUGCUUCUUCCCCUCCUACGAGUACCAACACCAGGUCUGCACCCACUGGGAGAAGAGUGGCCUGCUGGCCCGCCUGACCAUCAGGAAAAAGAUAUUUCAGGAGCCCAGGAGAGCAAAUAAGGUGGAGCAGGUGCUGCUGCAGUAUUCCAGGUGCAUCCAGCACUGCGGCCAGGGCCAGGCCCGGGGCACGGAGACGGGCGCCCUGCUGCUCUCCGUGGUCGGGGGAAAGAUGAGUGAAGGCAUCAACUUCUCUGACGACCUUGGGCGAUGUGUGGUCAUGGUGGGCAUGCCUUACCCCAACAUCAUGUCUCCAGAGCUGCAGGAGAAGAUGGCUUACCUGGACCAGACGCUUCCCAGAGCCCCAGGCCAGGCCCGCCCCGGGAAGGUGCUGGUGGAGAACCUGUGCAUGAAGGCUGUCAACCAGUCCAUAGGCAGGGCCAUCAGGCACCAGAAGGACUUUGCCAGCAUAGUGCUCCUGGACCAACGGUACGCCUCCCCGGCCAUCCAGGCCAAGCUGCCGGCCUGGAUCCGGGACCGCGUGGAGGUCAAAGCCACCUUUGGCCCUGCCUUUGCUGCUCUGCGGAAGUUCCAUCGAGAGAAAGCUGGCCUUUCCUGACUGGUGGUCGCACCAGGGUCGCCAGGGCCUCCCUUCACCUGUCCACGGGCAACAUCAUCAUGAGGUUGGUCUGCAGGGAUCCUGCCUGAGAAGGGGGUGCCGUGGGAGCCCCUUCAGGACUCACUGGGCUGCCAGGAUUCAGGAAGAGGUGGACCAGCCAGCAGGAGACAACGAGGCUGACCCCAAAGAAACAGUGACCCCGCCAUUCCUGGCCCGACCCCCGGGCAACUGCCUUGCUUGGAACGGAGUCUGUCUCUGCUCGGCCCAGCCCUGUGUCCAGCUCUCCGCUGAUUCCUGGCUGGUCUGUGAGUGGCUGUGGAGGCUGCAACCACCCUGCCCUGGCCUGUUUCUCAGAAUCCAUUCUCAGAGGUGAGAUGGAGCAGGCUCUUCCAGCCUCUCCCUUUCUCACUGAAAUAGCUGUUCCAGACCUUUCACCCUCGGAAACUCAAGAAUGUUACCCAUCCCCACCCCCUGGUAUCCACAGGGCUGUUCUGCCCCAGCUUCGGGUCCUCUCGGCCACCUUUUCUCUAAGUCUUUAAGAACUGCUCCCCAACCUCCCAGCCUCACUUCCUCCUACACUGUAGCCCUCACCUGCCCCCGGGGCCCUGCCAGCAGGAUCAUCCUCCUGGCCUGGCUCCAGGGCCUCCUGCUCAGCCUCAGAGCAGACGCCAAGACACCGCCUCCCCUGACAUCAGCGAUUAUGCCGAGGGCCAUUAGGCUCUCAGCGCGGCUAUUUUUAGAGACCCCGUGUCUAUCACGGAGACACUUUCCUGUGUGGAAACAGCCCUCCCUCCCUGCACCGCCCCCCCCCCCAACCUAAGCCCCAGCUCCAAGGGCCGUCUGCACAGCUAAGGUUCCUUAAUUAAAAGUGCACUGUUGGUUUAGGCUUGCA
Messenger RNA from Odocoileus virginianus texanus, 4738 nucleotides. It is a transcript of the gene DDX11, whose product is annotated as DEAD/H-box helicase 11. Gene Ontology annotation, biological process: nucleobase-containing compound metabolic process; establishment of sister chromatid cohesion. Gene Ontology annotation, molecular function: ATP binding; DNA binding; hydrolase activity, acting on acid anhydrides, in phosphorus-containing anhydrides. Lineage: Eukaryota; Metazoa; Chordata; Mammalia; Artiodactyla; Cervidae. The record is from RefSeq and is a predicted model, not a curated record. Gene Ontology annotation, cellular component: nucleus.